AUGUUAUAUAAAGAUAUUAAAUAUUCAAUAAAUUCAUGGAUAACCCCCAGGGUUUUAGUUAUAUCCUCCCCCCCCGGAUCAAAAAUAUUUCAAAGAUUUGGUAAUAAUACUUCCUUAGAACAAGUUUUUAAUAUAAAAGUAAAUGAUUCAUCAUAUGAAUUAAAUGAUUUUAAAGUUAAUUUUGUAACAUUAAAAGAUUAUGAACAACAAAUUCAAUCACAAAUAUUAAAAGAUACAUCAUCAUCAAUAGAUUCAUUAACGACUGAUGAAUAUCAUCCAAAUUUUAAAUUAAGAACAAAACAAGAUGUACCUUAUUUUCAAAAGAUUUGUCAAGAACCAACACCAUGGUUUGAAAAAUAUAGACAUCAAUUUAUAAAAUCAUUACAUAAUUUAGAUUUAGAAACAUUUACACAUCCAAUUGCAGUUAUAUUAGCAGUAUCAUCAGAGGAUUCAAAUCCAAUUGGUACUUUGGUUAAAAUGUUUGAAAAACCACCACCAAUCUUUCAACAAUUAGGUAUUGAAGUAACUAAUAUUCCAAAGAUAUAUAUGUUAAUUCAUCCAGAUAAUGCUCAUACAGAGAGUGAAAAGAGAUUAAAUGAAAUGAAAACAACUUUUAAUACAAGUACUUCUUAUCUUUUAAGAGUUAAUACAAAAGAGGAUCUUUGUGGUUUAGCUUUCGAUCAUUCAACUUCUCAUUUAAAUCCUUUAACAAAUAUUAUAAAUGGUAUACUUUCAAAAGAUAUUCCAACUUAUUUUGAAAAAGAAAUUGGUGGUUUAAAUGAUAGUAUUGCAACAAAUAAAAAAAGUUUCUUUUCAAAAGUUAAAGCAUUUAGAUUUGGUGGUAAAAAGACAGAAGAACCAACAGAAACUGAAAAUCCAAAGAAUUCAGUAUCAGUUGAACAAUCAAUUAGAAAAGUUGCAGAUCUUUAUUUCCUUUUACAAGAUUAUGAAAAUGCAUUAUCAAAUUAUAAAACUUAUGCAAAAGAAUUUAAUAGUGAUAAAUCACCUGGUUUUUUUGCUGCUGCAAAUGAAAUGAUUGGUUUAUGUAAUUAUAUGAUUAAUAAAGAAUGUGAAUCAUAUUUUGAAAUUUCAUAUAAUAAUUAUAUAAAGAGUGGAUUAAUUCAUUGUGCAGCAAGAGUUACAUUAAUACAUGGUUAUAUAAUGAAAAAGAAAUCGAAUUUUAAAGGAUUAUCAGAUUUAUUUAAGACAACAGCAGAACUUAGAGAUAUUGAUCCAUUUUGUUCAGCGAUUUUAUGGGAACAAGCAGGUUUUGCAUUAUUACAAACGGCACCAUCACCAAUGUUUAGAAAAGCAACCAUGAGAAUUGUAAUGGCAGGUGAUAAAUAUUCAGAGGCAUCAAAGAGAAAGCAUGCAUUGAGAUGUUAUAGUUUUUCAUAUUCAGUAUAUGAGAGUAGAGAUUGGAAUUUAAUAGAUGAUCAUCUUCAUCUAUCAUUGGUACGUUAUUCAUUUUUCCAAGGUCAUACAUCGGAUGCCAUCCUAUUUGUAAAUAAAUUAUUGGAGAAGAAUUGCCAAUCCUUUCAAAAACAAAAUUCAAUCAUACGUGAAUUCCUUUACAUUAGUAAAACCUAUACAAAAGAUAACUAUAUAGGUGAAUUACCAAUACCAUCGAUUAAUAAUGAAUCAAUCUCUGUUCAUUUAAAUGAUUAUUCACCCGAUGGUAGUCAAUCGGUUUGGCAAGAAAUGGAAGAAGCAUUUAAAAAAGAAGCUCAAAUCACUUCGAAACCUCAAUUACAAGGUUUUGAUCUUUGGAAACGUGAUCUUUAUUUUGAAGCUGAAAAAGAAAGAACUGCAGUCGUUGAAGAACAAAUUACAAUUGAAGUUGAAAUUAAAAAUCCACUUCAAAUUCCAUUACAAUUUAAUCGUGUUCAUUUAGUUGCGACUUUUAAAGAAUUAUCAACAACAACAACAACAACUACAACUGGUGGUGCUGGUGGUGGUGAUUCAACUUCAACUUCAACAACAACAACAACUCAAACUGAAUUACCAAAAGAAGAAUCAAAUAUGUCACCAUUAGAUGAUUUAGCAAUGAAUAAAAUGAAUAAUGGAUUAUUACCAUUUAAAGUUGAACCAAUUGAUAUUUUAUUAUUACCAAGUGAAACUAAAAAAAUUGUUUUUUCAAUUCAACCAUUAAGACCAGGUAAUUUAACAGUUAAAGGUUUAGGAUUAUGCAUGUGUGGUGCAAUUUGGGGUAAACGUGAAUUUAAAUUAAAGAAUAAACGUUUAAAUAAAACUAGACAACAAAGAGAAUCCAUUGUCUAUGAACCAAAUCUUUCAACCACUUUUCGUGUCACUUGUCCAAUGCCACGUUUAGAAGCACAAUUUGUAGAUUUCCCAGAAUCACUCUAUCAUGGCGAGUUAAGACAAUUGAAAUUGGUACUAAAGAAUUGUUCCAAUAAAAUGGGUUUAAAGAAUGUACGUGUUCGUCUUAGUCAUCCAACUGCAAUUUGUUUUGGUAGUAAUAGUGAUGAUGCAUCAUGUAUAAAGAAAUUGGAUCAAUCUGUAUUUUUAGAUGUAGCAUUACCACCAAAUGCCACUGUAAACGUUCCAUGUUGGGUUAGAGGUAUGACUGUUGGUAGACAUACAUUACGUUGUUUGGUUUACUAUGAAUCUGAGGCUGGUAAUACCGAUUUAAAAUAUCGUUUAGCAAGAUGUCAAACUCAAUUUGAUGUACGUCCUUCCAUUAGAAUCUCUUCUUUAUCACAACAAAGUUCAACCAAUUUAAACGCUUAUCUAUUGGGUGUUGAAGUUGAUAAUCCAAUCAUUGGUGGUGCUGGUGAUAGUUUUCAUAUUAAACAAAUCUCUUCAAUUAGUAAACAUUGGAAAAUUCAACCACUUAGUUAUUCAACUGAUGUACCAACACCAUCAAUUGUUUCCUUAAAUCCUGGUAAAUUUACAAAUCUUUUCUUUAGAAUUAUACCUUCAACAAAUAUUAGUGGUGGUGGUGAAGGUAUUAUUGAAAAUAAAAAUGAUGAAAUUUCAAUUACAAAUAUUAGUUUUUAUAAAAAUGAACCAAUGUAUGAUUCUUCAUCUUUUCCAACUUUUCAUUUUUUAGAAUAUGAAAAAUUAACAAUUGAUCAAUUACAAUUGCAACAACAACAACAACAGCAACAAUUACAACAACAACAAAUACAACAACAACAACAAUCACAAUUAAAUCAAUCAACUAAUAAUAAUAUGAAACAAUCAACAAGUAAUAGUCAAUUAAAUUUAUUAUCAAAUAAUAGAGAUAUUAUUGAUAAUUCAUUAAAUGAUAAUCAUCCAAAUCAUAUUGAUUUAUUAAUUUAUUGGGAAUGUGAUAAUAAUAAUAGAAUGGGUGUUUUAAAUUCAUCAAAUAUUUCAUUCUUACCAACUCAUUACAAUGAUCCAUCUUUAGCAAUACCUUGGGGAUCUUGGAAAAAUACAACUUCACCCUCUGGAAAGAGUAUACUGUAUCCAUCACUUAAGCUACCAUUAAGAUAUCAAAUUAAAUCUGAUCUCUUGAUUAAACAUAACUUUGAAAAGGAAAGACUUUGUACUGUACCAUUAAAGUUACAACUUUCAAAUUGUUCAUUCAUUCAUCCACUCUGUCUUUCAGUUGAAACUUUAUUACCUCAUGAAAAUAUCGAUCAAACUUCUCAUUCAACUUGUCAAUACUUUUGGACUGGUAUAACAAAAUAUAAUAUCGAAUUGAAACCUCAAGAAAUUAUCAAUGUUGAUUUACAUGUUUGUUUUGCUCAAUCUGGUGUAUUUAAUAUAAAUCGAUUUAAAAUUAAUGUAAAAUUAUCAAAUGAAAUUCAUAAAGAAAUUUAUUCAACAAUUCAACAUUUAAUAAAUAUUGAAUCAAUUAAUUAA
Molecule: messenger RNA, 3852 nt
Organism: Dictyostelium discoideum AX4
Lineage: Eukaryota; Evosea; Eumycetozoa; Dictyosteliales; Dictyosteliaceae
Exons: 6
Coding region: 1-3852 (1283 amino acids)
Source: RefSeq, a predicted model, not a curated record